Colletotrichum karsti is the source of this 756-nucleotide messenger RNA. RefSeq lists its product as uncharacterized. The transcript has 2 exons. The record is from RefSeq and is a predicted model, not a curated record. Lineage: Eukaryota; Fungi; Ascomycota; Sordariomycetes; Glomerellales; Glomerellaceae. The coding region runs from base 1 to 756 and encodes 251 amino acids.
AUGGCAUCCAAGAGAAUCAUUCUCAUCACAGGAGCGAAUCAAGGCAUCGGAUUCGAAAGCGCUUCAGCUCUCGCCGCUGCUUCCCCGGAUCACCACAUAAUCCUCGGCUGCCGAAACCCGGACCGGGGCGCCCAAGCUCUCGAGGAGCUUCGAGCCCUCAACCCGGCCGGCACUCUCAGCGUACUGAACCUCGACAUCACUUCCGAUGAUUCUAUCCAAGCUGUGGCUGAGAAGAUCACCACCGACUAUGGUGUGCUUGACGUCCUCGUCAACAACGCGGGCAUCAUCGUUAUGGAUCCCAAAAGUCGUCGUUCGGAGCUAGUCGAUACCUUCAACACCAACGCGGCUUCGCCGCUCAUCCUGACCGAGGCCCUUGUGCCGUUACUCAAGAAGUCGAAGGACCCUCGCAUUAUCAAUGUCUCGACAAGCUUAGCCUCCUUGUCAGAGCGGACCGACCCUAGUUCUGAGUAUUACGGCGUCCAGAGCGAAGCAUACCGCAUUUCCAAAGCGGCGUUGAACAUGGCGACUGCGCAUAUCAUGUUCCACGGCAGAGAUUGGGGAGCGAAAGUGUGGGCUUACUGCCCGGGAUACGUAGUCACGAAUCUUACGGGUGAACAAGAUCGGUUGACUAGAAAGGAGCAAGGAGCGGAUGACCCGAAGACUAGUGCUCAGGGGCUGCUCGACAUUGUAAUGGGUAAGAGAGAUGAGGAGGUUUACAAAUUUUUGGGAAGAAACGGAAAGCAACAUCAGUGGUAA